Messenger RNA from Paramecium pentaurelia, 864 nucleotides. Lineage: Eukaryota; Ciliophora; Oligohymenophorea; Peniculida; Parameciidae. The record is from the annotation of a GenBank genome assembly.
AUGUAAAAAUUAAUCUAUAAAUUUUCAUCAGGAUUAUUUUCAGUUAAAAACCAUGAGAAAAUAAAGGGAUUAGCAAUUGCUGAAUUAAAUAAUCCAUUAAAAAAGAAUGCUUUAUCAAAACAAUUGUUAGUAGAAAUGAGACAGUCCAUAAGUGAACUUGCAGCAUCAAAAAAUAUCAAUUGCGUCAUACUUAGAUCAUCAACAUCAGGUACAUUUUGUGCUGGUGCUGAUUUAAAGGAGAGAAUAGGAUUGAGUAAUUUUGAGACAGAGUUGGUUGUAAAGAAUUUGAGAGAUACUUUUAAUUAAAUUGCAAAUUUACCACAACCAGUAAUUGGAGUGAUAGAUGGAUUUGCACUUGGUGGAGGUUUAGAAUUAGCUUUGGCUUGUGAUUUAAGAAUAAUAACUAAGUCAUCAAUAUUGGGAUUACCUGAAACAGGAUUAGCUAUUAUACCAGGAGCAGUAAUUAAUAAUAUAAUAAAAAAAGGGUGGAACUUAAAGAACACCAAGAGUGAUUGGAGUGGCUUUAGCUAAGGAAUUGAUUUUCACAGGAAGGAGAUUAAGUGCAGAUGAAUCGCUAAAAAUAGGAUUAGUAAAUUAUGUAGAGGAAGAUGGACAGUAAGCAAAUAAUAGAGCUGAGAAUAUUGCUACUUAGAUAUUAUAGAAUGUAUUAUGAGUAAUAAUGAAGGGUCCAAUAGGAGUGAGAGCAGCAAAGGCAGCAAUAAAUAGAGGAAUGGAAGUAGAUAUUGAGAGUGGAUUAAAAAUUGAAGAAUAAUUAUAUUAUUAAGUUUGCCAUAGUUAGGAUAGAUUAGAAGGAUUAAAGGCAUUUGGAGAGAAGAGGAAGCCUUAAUAUAAAGGAGAAUGAGU